AUGGGCCUGUGUUUCUCGCGCGGCGAUGCGACGCCACCGAAGAGGAGGAAGUCCAAGCGAAUCACGAAUCAGUCGGCGGACGGCAGCUUGGGGAGCAGCCGGUGGGCGAGGAGUCGGUCGUCGAGGAAGGAGGAGAACCUGAUCCACGAGCGGGCCCUGGCGGCGGCGAUUCUCUUCCAGCAGCAGAUGCAGGGCGGGGGAGGGGUGGCGGCGCCGUUUGAUAGGUCGACCUCGUUGAGGUAUCCGAACGGGAACUCGAGGAGGAGCCACGGGUUGCCUCGGAGCUCGAGCACUAGGGCGCGGUCGCUUACUGAUCCUCUGCUUCAGCCUCACCAGCUUGUUAGUCAGGAUUCUACCAAACUUGAGAAUCUAGAGACCAACCAUUUUGUACUUGUUCAUGGUGGUGGAUUUGGUGCCUGGUGCUGGUAUAAAACUAUUGCAUUGUUGGAAGAAGUUGGAUACAAAGUUACAGCUGUGGAUUUGACUGGUUCAGGAAUUCAUUCUUGCGACUCAAACAGUAUUGCAAGUCUUUCGCAGUAUGCGAAGCCACUGACUGAUUUUAUGGAAAGCCUUACCAACGAGAAGGUAAUUUUAGUGGGGCAUGAUUUUGGUGGAGCGUGCAUAUCGUAUGCUAUGGAGAUGUUUCCUUCUAAGGUUUCAAAAGCUGUUUUUCUUUCUGCGGCUAUGUUGACGAGUGGACAGAGUACUCUUGACAUUUUCUCCGAAAAAGUGGAAUCAAAUAAUCUAAUGCAACGUGCACAGAUUUUUCUUUACGCCAAUGGGAACAAUCAGUCACCAACUGCUAUUGAUUACGACAAAUCUCUCUUGAGGGAUCUGCUAUUCAACCAAAGCCCGGCCAAGGACAUUGCAUUAGCAUCUGUCUCGAUGAGGCCGAUCCCAUUUUCUCCAGUUUUAGAGAAGCUCUCUUUAUCCGACACGAAACACGGUUCCGUGAGAAGGUUUUAUAUAGAAACGCUAGAAGACAAUGCUAUACCGCUUGCUGUACAGGAAGGCAUGGUCAACAAAAGUCCACCCGAGGGGGUAUUCCAUCUCAAAGGUGCUGAUCAUGCGCCGUUUUUCUCGAAGCCUCAAGCCCUGCAUAGACUCUUGGUGGAAAUAUCAAGGAUCCCUUGA
This is a messenger RNA of Striga hermonthica, 1134 nucleotides long. Lineage: Eukaryota; Viridiplantae; Streptophyta; Magnoliopsida; Lamiales; Orobanchaceae. The record is from the annotation of a GenBank genome assembly.